This is a messenger RNA of Sesamum indicum (sesame), 2051 nucleotides long. It is a transcript of the gene SHM1, whose product is annotated as serine transhydroxymethyltransferase 1. Lineage: Eukaryota; Viridiplantae; Streptophyta; Magnoliopsida; Lamiales; Pedaliaceae. Gene Ontology annotation, molecular function: pyridoxal phosphate binding; glycine hydroxymethyltransferase activity. The record is from RefSeq and is a predicted model, not a curated record. Gene Ontology annotation, biological process: tetrahydrofolate interconversion. Gene Ontology annotation, cellular component: mitochondrion; cytoplasm.
AGUGAGGUUACAAAUCUAGGCAUCUUCCCUCCGGUUUUAGAACCAAUCAGCCCAAUCGUAACCGUAGGCCAACGGCCAGUCAGUCUCUCUAGCAAUUCCGAACAAGAUAAAGUCACAGAAGGAACAAAAAACAUUUUGGUAAUCCGAAAAACAAGAACCAGAAAUAUUGUCGAAUUUUCUGCCACCACCCAAAAUCUCAUCCCCCCAAAAAACCCAUACCCAAAACAAGAGACCCACAGCGCACUUGUGUCUCUGCGCAUGUCUUUUGCCUACGUUUAGAGCGGAGAAAAGGGGAGAGCAAAAAUGGCGUUGGCAAUGGCUGUCAGGAGGCUUUCCUCCUCCAUUGACAAACCCGUCAAGCGUUUCAGCAAUGGCGGCUCUCUCUACUACAUGUCAUCUUUGCCUAAUGAAGCAGUGUACGAGAAGGAAAAGACCGGCGUAACGUGGCCGAAGCAGCUGAAUGCUCCAUUGGAGGUCGUUGAUCCUGAAAUUGCUGACAUUAUUGAGCAUGAAAAGGCCAGGCAAUGGAAGGGACUUGAACUCAUCCCUUCGGAGAAUUUCACAUCUGUCUCUGUGAUGCAAGCAGUUGGUUCAGUUAUGACUAACAAGUACAGUGAAGGCUACCCUGGUGCUAGAUACUAUGGAGGAAAUGAGUAUAUUGACAUGGCCGAAACAUUAUGCCAAAAGCGAGCUUUGGAAGCAUUCAGGUUGGAUCCUGCAAAAUGGGGAGUGAAUGUACAGCCUUUAUCAGGAUCUCCAGCAAACUUUCAUGUUUACACGGCUUUACUUAAACCACAUGACAGAAUCAUGGCACUUGAUCUUCCUCAUGGAGGGCAUCUUUCUCAUGGUUAUCAGACCGACACAAAGAAGAUAUCCGCAGUCUCUAUAUUCUUUGAGACCAUGCCAUACAGAUUGAAUGAAAGCACUGGCUAUAUUGAUUACGAUCAGCUGGAAAAGAGUGCUGUACUCUUCAGGCCAAAACUAAUCGUUGCUGGUGCUAGUGCUUAUGCACGUCUCUAUGAUUACUCACGUAUUCGGAAGGUCUGUGACAAGCAGAAAGCCAUAUUGUUGGCAGAUAUGGCACACAUUAGUGGAUUAGUCGCAGCUGGAGUCAUCCCAUCACCAUUCGACUACGCGGAUGUGGUGACAACCACCACCCACAAAUCACUCCGUGGACCCCGUGGUGCCAUGAUAUUUUUCAGGAAGGGUGUCAAAGAGAUCAACAAGCAAGGCAAAGAGGUUUUGUACGACUAUGAAGAUAAAAUCAAUCAAGCUGUCUUUCCUGGGCUCCAAGGUGGUCCUCACAAUCACACAAUUACCGGUUUGGCAGUUGCUCUUAAACAGGCAACCACACCAGAAUACAAGGCUUACCAAGAACAAGUCCUGAGCAACUGCUCGAAGUUUGCCCAGACAUUGGCUGAAAAGGGAUAUGAACUAGUUUCUGGUGGAACCGACAACCACUUGGUCCUAGUCAAUUUGAAAAACAAGGGUAUUGACGGUUCGAGGGUAGAGAAGGUGUUGGAAUCUGUCCACAUUGCAGCCAACAAGAAUACCGUUCCUGGAGACGUAUCUGCCAUGGUUCCUGGUGGCAUCAGGAUGGGAACCCCUGCUCUUACGUCUAGGGGAUUUGUAGAGGAGGAUUUCGUCAAAGUUGCUGAAUUCUUUGAUGCUGCUGUGAAGUUGGCUGUAAAAAUCAAGGCUGAUACCAAAGGGACAAAGUUGAAGGACUUCUUGACCACAAUGCCAUCCUUCCAAUCUGAGAUUACAAAACUCCGCCACGACGUGGAGGAGUACGCAAAGCAAUUUCCCACGAUCGGGUUCGAAAAAGAAACCAUGAAGUACAAGAACUAAUGGAUAGAGGUGAAAGCUGGACACAUGUAUGUUACGUUACAUUACGUAUGAAGAAAUGUGGCUUUGCAAGUGGUUAUGUACAAAAUUCCAGAUUCUGAUUCCUCUUUUCGCUGCUGUAUACGUACGAUAACAAAACGAUCGUAUGAGCAAUAAACCUUGAGCAAGGCUUGUUUCUCCCCUUGUGCAAUUCGCUUGGUCGA